Molecule: messenger RNA, 1043 nt
Organism: Lacerta agilis (Sand lizard)
Lineage: Eukaryota; Metazoa; Chordata; Lepidosauria; Squamata; Lacertidae
Gene: LZIC
Product: leucine zipper and CTNNBIP1 domain containing
Exons: 7
Coding region: 155-727 (190 amino acids)
Biological process (GO): negative regulation of Wnt signaling pathway
Cellular component (GO): nucleus; cytosol; beta-catenin destruction complex
Molecular function (GO): beta-catenin binding
Source: RefSeq, a predicted model, not a curated record
AAACCGGAAAUGGGAAGGGUUUGGGCUUUUGAAAUAGAGGACCCCGUUGCCUGAAGAAAGAAUGUGAUUGGGGGAGUUGGGAAUGUCGGUUUUCUAGAAGGCUGAAGGAGUGUGGAUUAUUAUUUGGGGUGGUCUGUUAUGCACAAAAUUUGAAAUGGCUUCAAGGGGAACAAUUGAGACCAGUAAGUUGAAACAGAACUUGGAAGAGCAACUGGAUAGACUAAUGCAGCAAUUGCAAGAUCUGGAGGAGUGUAGAGAUGAUCUGGAUGCAGAUGAGUAUGAAGAGACCAAGAAAGAAACCCUUGAGCAGCUGAGUGAGUUCAAUGAUUCCCUGAAGAAGAUCAUGUCUGGAAACAUGACAUUGGUAGACGAACUUAGUGGGAUGCAGUUGGCUAUACAAGCGGCCAUCAGCCAGGCUUUUAAAACCCCUGAAGUCAUCAGGAUGUUUGCCAAAAAGCAGCCAGGGCAGCUGCGGACAAGAUUGGCAGAGAUGGACAGAGAUCUGAUUGUUGGAAAGUUGGGACGGGACGUCUAUACUCAGCAAAAAGUGGAAAUUCUUACCGCUCUCAGGAAGCUUGGGGAGAAGCUGACUCCUGAUGAUGAGACUUUUCUUUCAACAAAUGCAGGAGCUGCUCUCAGCCAGUUUGUGAGAGUUUCCAGUGACCUUGGAUCAGGCGAUAAGGUCUUCGCGCUGGCAAGUUUUGAGGUAGAGAAAUCAAAGCAGUGAAAGCAGGCUACAUUCAGCUGCAUUGGAUCUGGGGUUUUUGUUUUUUUACCAUGUUGUAUUUGUGUGUUUCUUACAAACUUUUUUGUAAUGCUCUUUAUCUUAACGGCAAGCUAACCUACAAUGAAGACCGUUUUUGAAGUGCCCUUUUUGCGAGCUGGGCUGCAUAAGUUCAGAGGCUAAAAACACUAAGUGGUACUUUUUAAAAACAAGGAAAUGAAACCAACUAACUUAAUUGUGUAACCUUUUGAUUGUAUGCGUUGUGUAUGUAUUUUCCCCACUUUAAAAUGUGCAUUUCUCUAGUAAAAUGUUUUCUCUA